This is a messenger RNA of Vespula vulgaris, 2171 nucleotides long. It is a transcript of the gene Bili, whose product is annotated as FERM domain-containing protein 8. The transcript has 6 exons. Gene Ontology annotation, cellular component: plasma membrane; cytoskeleton. The coding region runs from base 553 to 1914 and encodes 453 amino acids. Lineage: Eukaryota; Metazoa; Arthropoda; Insecta; Hymenoptera; Vespidae. Gene Ontology annotation, biological process: negative regulation of canonical Wnt signaling pathway. The record is from RefSeq and is a predicted model, not a curated record.
UUGAAAAGUGUAAUUGAAAUCACGAAAUAUUAUAUACGGAAUGUUUUGCACAAGAAAAUGAUUAUUUAAAACGUUAUAUCUUCUUGAACCAGAAUAAUCAAUAAUCGGACCUAUGGUACGAAUGGUUUAGAUGGCAGUGCAUUCUUGUUUUGAGACACACUUUUAGUGUCUUACGAGUAUCGGCAAAAAUUUGUGCGUCCGAUCUAAUAUAUCAUAGAACUAAAUUAAUUUGUUUGAUACGAAUUACUCUGUAAAAUAUCAACUAUAAAUCUAACAUUUUAUCAUUACUACGAUCGUGGACAUUAUAACGAUUGAAAAAGGACAGUAAGGAAAUCUGAUACGUAUAGAAAAAGCCGUAUAAACGUUAACAAUAUUUAAUCAGUUUGAAUAAGUAAAAAUAUAAACAUAAUGUUACAAACGAAAGAAAAUAUGUACUACGCGUUUGAACAUAUAAUGGCUAAUUGUACGCUCUAUUUGCGCAUAUAAGGAUGGCAAACGUUUGAAAGAAGAUUGUUUGCGGUGAGAAGAUAGAAAAGGGCUUUCUUAAAAAAUAUGGAGACACAAGAGGACUGCACGAUUCGAAGGAGCCAAUUGGUACAACGGUAUCCAAAUGAUUAUAAAAACGAUGGACAUACUCCAGUUCCGAUGAUGAUGAACCAAGCGCAGUAUGUGAAUACGGGAAGAGUUACUGCGCGUAUAGCAGUAUACCUAAUGACCGGAGUGUUUGUAACGAUGGAAGUUGAGCAAAGCUCGACUGCGCAACAAAUUUUAACUAUAGUACAAACGGAAGGAGAAUUAGGAUUAGCAAGAGCUCCACCUUUAAUCGGACAGCCAGUAUUUGCUUUAUGGCUGUGCUCGUGCCAAUUAGAGAUUCAAUUGAGACCAAAUCACAAACCCAUAGAAUUAGCUGCCAAAUGGAACCGUUUAGUUAAAAAAUAUGGUUCGCAGAGGGAAGAAACCGACGAGGAACCUUUAUUGUACUUUCGUAGGAACGUGUUUCUUUCUAGAUACGACGAAGAGCAAAUAAAGGAAGCUAAAGUACUUGAACUGUUGUACGCAGAAGCAAGGCACAAUGUUUUACAAGGUAGAUAUCCAUGCGAAGGGCAAGCAAGAUAUGCAAGCUUAGGAGCAUUGCAAGCACGUAUUGAAAUAGGCCCGUAUAACUCACAAACGCACACAUUGGCAUUUUUUAGAAGGCAUCGAGGAAGAUUUUUACCACAUCAUUACACAUCACCGAGUCUUUUAUUAGGAUUAGGACUUGGUUUGGGUUUGGUGGGAGGUAAAGGAGCACCAGAAGCACGCCUUUUGGAACAAUAUAAACGAAUACCUAAUCAUACCGGGACCAAUACAAAUCCAAGAAAGCUAAUUAGGAAGUACCUUGAAUUUUGCUGGGGCCUACCUUGUUACGGUGCUGCCUUCUUUCAAGGACAAAUCGAACGUCCUGUAAGAGGACUGGCAUCGUGGAUUACGAAUCGUGACUUACAAGUUCUGAUUGCUAUUAACACUUCAGGAGUAUACGUGGUCGAUGAUAUGCAAUGCAGUCUUCUAUUAGGAUUGAAAUACUCGGAAUUAAGUUGGGAAAUGGCAAAACCUUCUGACGAAAGAAACCCCGAUUGUUUGCCCUGUUUGUUUCUACAAUUCCCUGUAAGAGAAAAUGGUGCGCGUGUUUAUAAAAUUCUACAAGUAUUCUCGAGACAAGCAAUAAUGAUGGACACUUUAAUUUCUGGUUUUGCCGAGGAAAAUCGUAAUCACAGUUCUCACAACGAUGGUACAAAUAGCGAACGUCAAUUGGAUCAUUCUGCGACUACCACCUACACCGGUAGUUUCACAAAUAAACUUAGCAAAUUUACUUUGGCAACGUUUGACGACGAAGGUCGAUGCAUCGGACAAAUGGGUUCUUGGUCUUUCCAAUAGUCUUCACUUUAAAAAAAGUAAAAGGUGCGCACGCACAUAAAAAGCAAAGACGGAAGAAUAAUAUUUACCUACAUAAAUAUAAAAGUUCCUUAUUGUUUCUAACUCGUCGCUGAUAUAUGUUAUUGGUGGUAGAGAACGGAAAGACGUUCGUCUUCCUCCAAAAGCUCUACCAGCAUUUUGUAUCGUACGGGAACUAAAUUCUUAUGACGAUCCAACUUCAUAUCUAAUAAUUGCAGAUUAAAGGUUAUUUCGUUGGA